GGUUUCCUCGGGUCCCGGCGCAGCGCCGCCUGCCGAGUUCCGAGUCGGCGCGCGGAGCCCGUGGGGGUCUCCGGGCGCGCCCGCGGGUCCCAGCUCCCCAGCCCUUUCGCGACUGCUCCCUUGUGCAAGUCAGACGCGGCUCCGACGGCGGCCGGGCUCCAAGGCUCUGCGGGCAGCACUCUCCGCCGGGUGUCGGGGGCGGUGCGGGGGCGGCGCCGGCGGGGGCGCCUCACCCCGGGCCGGCGGCGGUAAUGCAGCUGCCGUUGCCACCCUUGCGGCCGGGCGGGCAGCUGGAGGCCGCAGGAGCCGGAGCCGGAGCGCGCUCUCUGCGGGCCGGGACGCCGCCCUGGCCUGCGCUUGGCUCCCGCGGCGGCCGCAGGGCGCCGGGGCCCCGCGCGGCAUGAGGAGGAGGCUGCGAGCCGGCGAGCGCCCAGCUCCUUGGCCCCCAGGGCCCCCGCGGGCCCCCGCGCGUCGCGUGCACCGGCUGCGGCCCCGGCGCCCACGCUAGCCCCGCGCAGGCACGAGACGCGGCGGCGCGGGCCUGCGGAGCGAUCGCGGGCGGGCGGGACCCUCAGCGCCUGGGCUUGGCGAGCUGGACCCGGCCAGGAGCGGAGAGCCGGGCGUGCUGCAGUUGGCCGCCCCUCUCCGCAGGGGCGCCGCGGCGCGCAGCCUGCGCCUCUCCCCACCUGCAGCCCCUCCUCCCGCUGCUGCCUGGCGGAGCACACGCGCGUCCGCGCCCUUCCUCGGCCUCCUGAGGGCCUCCGGUCCCCAGGCCCCCAGCCCCACGGCCCCUCUCCUCCUUCCUCCCCUUCCCCCGCGUCCUCCGGCUCCUCUCCGAUCCCUACCCUCUGGCCUCCAUUCAUUCUGCCGGCUCCCUCCCUCUCCCCCUUGGCGCCCGGGCCUCUCCCCAGAGCCUCGCUGCGCAGACCCCGCUAUAGACCCGGGGUUCCGAGCACGUUCAUGGAAGUUUAGGGCCCGGUCGGUGGCCCCGGGUCCGGCCUGAGAGCGCAGCGGGAGCUGCUGGCGGGGAAGAGGAAGAUGUCGGUACUCAGGCGGAUGAUGCGGGUCUCCAAUCGCUCCCUCCUCGCCUUCAUCUUCUUCUUCUCCCUCUCCUCGUCCUGUCUCUACUUCAUCUACGUGGCUCCGGGCAUUGCCAACACGUAUCUCUUUAUGGUACAAGCUCGAGGUAUAAUGUUGAGAGAAAAUGUGAAAACAAUAGGACAUAUGAUCAGGCUGUACACAAAUAAAAACACUACCCUCAACGGUACAGGGGGAUUUCUCAAUGUCAAUGUAAGUGAAGUCAGUUUUGAUGAAAUUCAUCAACUCUUCUCCAAGGAUUUAGAUAUUGAGCCAGGAGGUCACUGGAGGCCUAAAGAUUGUAAACCCAGAUGGAAGGUGGCAGUUCUCAUUCCUUUUCGUAAUCGCCAUGAACAUCUUCCAAUUUUUUUCUUGCACCUGAUUCCCAUGCUCCAGAAACAGCGCCUGGAAUUUGCCUUUUAUGUCAUUGAACAGACUGGCACACAGCCUUUUAACCGUGCGAUGCUCUUCAAUGUGGGCUUCAAAGAGGCCAUGAAAGACAAUGGCUGGGACUGUGUCAUCUUCCACGAUGUGGAUCAUCUACCAGAAAAUGAUCGCAACUAUUACGGCUGUGGAGAAAUGCCCCGUCAUUUUGCUGCAAAGCUGGAUAAAUACAUGUACAUUCUUCCAUACAAAGAGUUUUUUGGUGGUGUAAGUGGACUGACAGUGGAACAGUUUAGAAAGAUCAAUGGUUUCCCUAAUGCCUUCUGGGGAUGGGGAGGAGAAGAUGACGAUCUUUGGAACAGAGUUCACUAUGCUGGAUAUAAUGUAACCCGACCAGAGGGAGACUUGGGAAAGUACAAGUCUAUUCCUCAUCACCAUCGAGGGGAAGUCCAAUUUUUAGGACGGUAUAAAUUACUAAGGUAUUCUAAAGAGCGUCAGUACAUCGAUGGGCUGAACAAUUUAAUAUAUUCACCAAAAAUUCUGGUUGAUAGAUUGUAUACGAAUAUAUCUGUAAACCUCAUGCCAGAGUUAGCUCCAAUAGAAGACUAUUAAAAGUAGCCCCCAGGGCCAGACAGACUACAAUGCUGACUGUAAACCUGCAGUGGACUCUGAAUGGAGGAUGGAGGCUGGCGGCUGGAUGUGGCGGUGCCCUGUUCUCCGGAAAGAGCCCAGUCCUCAGUGUUUACAGCCUGGACCUGCUGUGGUCACCUUCUCCCUCCCCUCCCUCCUAGGGGUGCACCCCCCACGGCGAGCACUGCAAAAACCAGAAGCCUUUGCUUGAGAUUGGAAGUUGAGCGCUCCCUACAAGAAAAUUUUUAUACUAAAAUCUAUAAUUUAAGAGAAUGCUUUUAUUUCCGUUUAAACAUUUUGUACAUAUGUGAUAUAAAUUAACGUGUUCAAAUUGUUGAAAAUAAGAUGUGUCGCAGUUUGCAUGUAAUUGGUUAUGCCUUUAUUGGACUUUUAUAGAUGUUUUUUAAUUGCAUGAAAACACAUGAAAUUUAUGUCACUAAACAAAGGUUAACCCUUGUGUGAAAUGAAGGAGCUGUCAGGAAUUGAUGGCCAAUUAAUAUGUCAACUGUUAUCCUAGUUUUGAGCUUUAGCCCUUCUGCCUCAUGUGGAAGAAGGCACGCUUUCUUAGGGCUUUCAAGGGGAAGAAGGAAAGGACUUGAAGCUUUCCUUCCUACCAGGAUUACCUAAUUUUUUCCUUGCUUGCAAUCUCAUCAGAUUUUGCUGAAUCACAACCAUAUCAUUUAUGCAUAUUGCAUGAGUAUUACCAAGAAAAUCUUACAAGUUGUCAUGUGACAUGAAGAAAGGACCUGUGUGUGUUAAGUGUCUCAUGUACCUCUGCUGUCAUGUCAGGGAUUUUGUGCCUCAAAUGUCCCCAAGGUCAUAUGUUUAUAUACUUUUUUUUUUUUAACAAUUCAUAGUGAACAACAUUUUCAUGAUUUUCAGUUCAGGAGAGCCAAAAUAUUUUUCUUUCAAAAGAAUAAGCUAGGGAAAACCCAAUAGUACGUAUAAUAUACAAAUAUUCUAUUAGAUAAGAAAUUAAAUGUUAUAUUUUUAUGACAAAUGCCUAGUAAUAAAACAUUUUAAGUUUA
Messenger RNA from Oryctolagus cuniculus (rabbit), 3119 nucleotides. The record is from RefSeq and is a predicted model, not a curated record. NCBI's taxonomy places the organism in Eukaryota, Metazoa, Chordata, Mammalia, Lagomorpha, Leporidae.